GCCGCUUCCCGAACACUGUGAAGCUACGCCUCUUUCGGCCUCUCGCUGUUGACAUUCGCUGUUCGGAUUUUAGCCACUCAAGCUCCGACCGUCUAAGUCGUGAUACACGAAACGACGGGACGCAAUGCAUUGAAUGCAGCUUCAUUGAUGCCUAAUUAUUGGUGUCUUUGGCAAAGAAAGAUGGAUUGAGGAUCAUGUCAUCACAAUGCUUUCUCAUUUGCGCAAUCGCACCUCUAUCAACCGCCUUCAGGCACUCUCAUCGCAAAUCAGAGCGGCCAGCACAAUGAAAGAAGCGAUUGUAUCGCGCGGACCAAAAGUCCAAAUCAUUGAAAGUGCGAUUCCAAAAGCGGGACCUGGACAAGUUGUUGUCAAGAUUGAAUACGCUGGUAGUAACCCCAAGGAUUGGAAACGACCUGAGUACUGGGGAAGCAAGGCCGCCAUCAACCAGGGCGAUGAUCACUCUGGAAUAGUUAGUGAAGUGGGCGAGGGAGUCUCUGACUUCAGAAUUGGCGAUCGCGUCGCGGCGAUGCACGAGGGAAAGCAGCCUAAUGGGAGUUAUGCAGAGUAUGGUGUAAGCUGGGCAUACACCACCAUUCACCUACCUGAACACACUACUUUUCGAGAGGGUGCUGCCAUACCCUUUGCUGCAUUCACUGCGGCUAGUGCACUCUACGCAAAGCUCAAUCUUCCAACCCCGACGCAUCCAAUCUCCGACAUCCAAAAGUUACCCCUUGUGAUUUGGGGAGCUUCAUCAGCCGUUGGGUCAUACGCGGUUCAACUGGCCAAGAAGUCCAACAUCCACCCUCUCAUCUGCAUCGCUGGUCGUGCGCAAGAGCAUGUCGAGAGAAUGAUUGACAGAUCCAGGGGCGACGCAGUCAUUGACUACAGAAAGGGACGUGAGGCAGCCGCCCACGAGAUCAAGGCUAGUCUCAAAGGCAAAAAGCUAGAGUACGCCUUUGACGCAGUCUCUGAGAUGGGAUCUUACCAGACAAUCUGCGACGUCCUAGAUCACCAAACUGGAAAGAUCACUCUCAUUAUCCCAGCGCAAAGCUAUUCUGAUAUCCCGAAAACCAUUGAGAAGUCAGUCACUACGGUUGCUAGUGUACAUGAAGACCUGAAGACACUCGCCUGGGCGUUUUCGAGAUACUUCAGUAGAGGGCUUGAGGACGGAUGGUUCAAGGCACAUCCGCAAGAGGUCGUGCCUGGGGGCUUGGGAGGUCUAGAGAAGGGAUUGACGGACUUGAAGAACGGAAAGGCUAGUGCGGUGAAGUAUGUCUACAAAAUCGCGGAUACACGAGUCGAGCCUUCGCAUUAAGAAUCCCUUCGGACACCAAGUGGAUAGAGUAGACAUACAGACAGCAGAAGAAUAUCU
Fusarium redolens is the source of this 1372-nucleotide messenger RNA. Its product is annotated as oxidoreductase. Lineage: Eukaryota; Fungi; Ascomycota; Sordariomycetes; Hypocreales; Nectriaceae. The transcript has 3 exons. The record is from RefSeq and is a predicted model, not a curated record. Gene Ontology annotation, molecular function: oxidoreductase activity, acting on NAD(P)H. Bases 206 to 1315 code for a protein of 369 amino acids.